UUCACCCAACUGAAGCGAACAAUUUCCAUCAAAUUCACCUAUAUAACAACAUGUCAAACUACUAAUAUAAAUAAUAUAUAAUUUUGUUACCAAUGUCUUGAAUAACAUCGUCACCAUGUGUGAGAUAUUCCCAGAAGUGGAAACAUGCUGCGCGGUAGUUUCCAUAAGAGUUGGAAUGCUAUUAAUAUCCAUUUUAGCAAUUUCCACGGGAACGAUAACUCUCAGUAUCAUGGAACAGAGGACAAAUAUAAAUCUUGAAAGUGUAAUGCAUAUGUACAGCAAUGUCUCUAACAUCACCAGCCCGGAGCAGGCUCUUUCAGAGCUGAGCAAUCUGAUCACCACUAGCGUUUCAGCAAUGUCCGUCAUCUUCAUAACGGCUGGCGUGUUCCUGCUGUUCUCAACAUUAGCGGACCAAGAAGGUUUUGCUCAAAUAUUCGUGUGGCUAACAGUCCUGAACAUUUUGAUCGGACUUAUAAUGGUCUUUGCGAUAUCUUUCGAGUGUGUUUUACAAACAAAAUGUUUGCUCGGCAAUAUGGAUUGGCUGUCGGCUGCCACUUCGCUUGUCGUUAUGGUAUUUUAUUUGAUUAUGUGGUAUUACUUUUGUUGCGUGGCAAACAGUUACGUACUCAAUGGAUACACUUAACGAAAAUACUCAAAAAUUGACCUCCACCCAAUAUUAGACUAUACUGUUACUCCGACAAUCAGUUAUUUCGAAAAUAUUUUAUUUCGACACAACUCAGCCGAGAUUUUUAAGUAUUUUUUGCUAAUUCAGUAGUUUUUUUUAAGGAUAAUGUAUUUAAUAAUGUCUCCUUUAUAGAUACCUAUAUUACGAAAGCGAGUAAGUCAUGCUUGUGUGAGUAAAUAUGCGUGCAAAUUGUCUUUGUGUGACUCGGUGACUCGACCAAUACUGAGCGCUUCCGAGCUUACGCAUGCAAAGAUAAUGUUCAUGUACACUUACGCAUACAAGUGUGUGUUUUUAAAAGUGAAGUUGUUUUAUUUUCGAGUUUUAUAUUUGCUGAAUUAUGUCGAAGUAAAAAUUGUUUUAAUUAUUUUUUUCUUCGAAGUAAUUGUUAUAGUAACAGUCUUGUCUCAUAUUGGGGUGGUUGAGGUCAAUUUUUGAGUUUAAGAAAAGGCACUAUCUCACACAUAUCAAGAUUUUUGGUAAUCAAAAUUGAUUUUUAUUUUUAGAGUCACUAAAUCAUGUCAGAAUGUCUAAAUA
Molecule: messenger RNA, 1219 nt
Organism: Helicoverpa armigera (cotton bollworm)
Lineage: Eukaryota; Metazoa; Arthropoda; Insecta; Lepidoptera; Noctuidae
Exons: 5
Coding region: 116-643 (175 amino acids)
Source: RefSeq, a predicted model, not a curated record